Messenger RNA from Pecten maximus, 704 nucleotides. RefSeq lists its product as uncharacterized. The record is from RefSeq and is a predicted model, not a curated record. Bases 157 to 558 code for a protein of 133 amino acids. Lineage: Eukaryota; Metazoa; Mollusca; Bivalvia; Pectinida; Pectinidae. The transcript has 2 exons.
AUCACGGAAUAUAACGACGAAGAGCGACAGUUGUCCGUACACUGGGACGUGCGUUUACGGACGAGAACGCUUAUUUUGACAGGAAAACAGACUUUACUUACCUUUCAUUACAAAAACAAGGAAGUUAUUUGAGGAAACAUAAGUUUAAGAGACACGAUGAAUAUAAAAGAUGUUCCGGCACUUUCCAUGUUAGUUUUGUGGACGAUACUUCUACUAUUACCGGUAAAUAUACAUGGAUUUCCUUACCACUACCAGGAAGACACGUCCGCUACAGAUAAUGACAAUACAUAUCUACCAUCCAAGAGAAACGGGGACGGGCUGACGUCCCUUUGUCCCGGGGGUGUGAACAAACUCCGAUGCAUACAUUCCUACCUAAGUCUCUACGCCCGGAUCCAGAACGGACUCACGGAUCCCGUCUCCGUAAGGAACAUCGGGAAACGAAAUAUGCCCUACGACAAAAAGGGAGUGUUGAUGUGCCCUCCAAGCAUGGAUAAAAUUAAGUGUUAUGACAACGCUAUUGAGUACUACAUCCGGGUUAUGAAGAUGAUGUCAUCUUAAUAGAAUUUGAUUACGUCAUAUCUGACGCAUGUGCAGAAUGUGGUGAUGGUGAUGAGAACUUUUGUUGUCUUUUUCGUUCGAAUUUAUUUGGAAGUUGUUUUGACAGGUGAAAAUGAUUCUAUUAAUAAAGUAUUUUUGAGAUUACA